Messenger RNA from Hydractinia symbiolongicarpus, 5398 nucleotides. RefSeq lists its product as uncharacterized. Gene Ontology annotation, cellular component: cytoplasm; plasma membrane. The record is from RefSeq and is a predicted model, not a curated record. Gene Ontology annotation, biological process: endosomal transport; endocytosis. The coding region runs from base 278 to 5149 and encodes 1623 amino acids. Lineage: Eukaryota; Metazoa; Cnidaria; Hydrozoa; Anthoathecata; Hydractiniidae. Gene Ontology annotation, molecular function: protein binding. The transcript has 15 exons.
CAAAUUCAGUGUAAAAGCUUUCUAAUAUUAUUAAAGUAGAAAAUUAAUAAAAGACAGAACUAAUGUUAGUCUGAACUUGUGUUGCCCCUCGCAAGUUUUUUCUUAUCCUCGUCCACCGUGCUCGACCGGGCUAAUAUAGACAUGCUGGGAAUGAUUUAAGAUAAUUACAAUUUCCCGGUGGGAAUAAUUUGGAUAGUAAUAAUGUUAAUGUUAAUAGUAAAAAUGUUAUCAACAGCUAUCGAAUUAGAAAUAAAUGUCUGAAAGUUAACCGACAGACAUGAUUAAUAAACAUGAAGGAAAUCCAAAAAUUCAAAUUGAAGAAGAAUUAACCUUUGGAUUUGAUUCAACCAAGAAAGAAAAACGUUUGUUGGAAUUCACUGAAGACGACUUUAUACGCUAUCAAAAUGUAUUUUUCAGUCUUAAUCCUGAAAAUGGCAGACUUUCAGCUCAUAAAACUCGAUCUGCGUUUAUUCAAUCAAAGUUGCCGAUACACGAUUUGACAAAAAUAUGGAAACUUGUCAAAGAAAACAACGACGAAGGAAUGAACCUGGUUGAAUUUUCUACUUGCUUAAGAUUAAUUCAAGCAGCUGUGUGUGGAUUGGCUAUCCCAAUAAAAUUACCACAAUCGCUGACAAAUCACAAACAGUGUACGGAGGUAAACAUUCCCAUCAUAAACAAUGAAAGAGCGAGAGCGUAUGAACUCAUCUUCUAUUGGUUACAACCAGACGUAGAUGGGAACAUUAAAGCACGGAAAGUGUUAAAUUUUUUGGCAUGUUCAAAUCUUUCUGAUGAUGUUUUGUCCAGAGUUUGGAGUUACAGUGGCGUUGGAGACGAUGGCGUUUUUUCGUAUGAGGCGUUUCUUAUUCUGCUUCAUUUGACUAUCUAUUGUAAAACAAGUCACACUACUUUGACAAAAGCUGUACUCGACGCUUACAAUCUUCUUCCACCCAAGCUACGAAAGGAGAGUCUAAAUAAUAAAGAAAAUAGGUUAAUUGAAUUACAGUUGGAGAUGAAAAGUACUCAAGUACAAAAGAACAAACAUAUUUCAAAAGAAGAACAAAAAGCACUGACAGAAAGCUUAAUUCAACUGAAAAGAAAGGAGCAGUUGUUAAAAGACGAAAUUAGGAACUCUGAUCAUAAACUGCGUGAAAGACCAGCUUUAAAAGAACUUUUCAACCACACUUCUAUCCGAUCGGGAACAACAAGCUGGAGGAGCUGCAUAGAUAGAAUGAAAAAUGAGUACAACGAACCUGAAAGAUUAAACGAGUCGGAAAAAAUAUUCGUUGGCGAUAACAUUGUGAAUUACUCGAAAACGUUAGUGGUCACGAAACGUUUAGAACCACGCCGAAAAUCGAAGUCUGACGUGCAGAGACGUUUAACAAGCGAAUUGCUUUCGCUUACGGAGGAUAUCGAGAAGUUUCGAAAAGAAACUUCCUCUGACUUCAAAGAAUUGAACAAGGAGUUCGAACAGGUGAAAGCUACUGUUGGACAAGGGGAGGUCUUUCCCUCUUUAUUCGAUCUGGAUAAAGAACGAGUGAAGCUUCCAAAGAAAGUCGAGAAAAGAAAACGAGCCGAAGAAAAUCUCAUUUUGAAGAAGCAUCUCAAGGUAGAGGAAAGCGAAUUAGACUUUUAUUCAUUGUUUACAAAGUUAGAAGAAAACGAAGAAUCAAGUGAAGGUAGAGCAUCUAAAAUAAAUAGUCUUCGUUCUUGGAAUUUUCCUAAAGAAAGGACGCAGCGAUCGAGAUUAGCGCCCACCGAACCAGAAUCUAAUAGCAGGUGUAUAGAAAAAUCAACAAAACGUAACAACCAUCGUUCGAAUUUUUCUGAUCAAAAAUACAAAAGCAGUUCCUUACCUAGAACAAGCCCUUUAAAGUAUCCAUCAAAUGACCCCAAGGGAGGCUCCUUGAAAAGAAAAGACUUCAAGAGGAAUUCGUUAAGAAAACGAAAAAGAUCCGAUUCGCCCGAGAAUACUUUAGCUUCAGAUUUUGCAAAUAUAUUCAAACAGUUGUCAUUCGCGAGCGAUACCUCGCCUGAAACAGAAGAUCGCGAAGUGAAAGACAUUGUCGAGGACGUUCUGCAUCAUAAUCUAAAGAACGAAAGUUUUUCUCUAGCUAAAAAUAAAGAAGUUUAUUUGGGUAGUUUGUCUGAUUCUAAAAAUGUCGUGAUUGCGCCUCAAAGUUUACCAACAGUUAUCAAUAAAAAAACAACUUUGAUUAAAGAUAACCAGUUUGUUGAUCUGCCAGUAAAAGAGAAUAAUACAACUAAAUCUUUCAACAGAACGAAUAAAAAUAUUUCUCUGCAAGAAGCAUUAGCUAAAAGAAAGCAGGAGUAUUUGCGAAGCUUGGAAGCGGAGAAAGACGCUUGUGAGGAAAAGAAAGAAAAUUAUUUAAUAACUCAAACAGAGCGAAAGGAUUCCCUAAAAAAGGAUACGAGUAAAACAGGGGAAACCGCUGUCGAGGAUACAACCGAAGACGGUAAUCUUUCGCAGUUGGACACUAAGUCUGUGUUUGCUUCCUCCAAAAACAUAUUUGAGCACCAAACCUAUACCAAAGAAACCCCCCAAAGAUUAUUAAUCAAAGAUCAAUCUUUGUUCAAAAGUUUGCUACGUGACCACCUACCACAUCAGCAAACUCUAAAUCAUACAGUUGAUGAUAUUCAACUAAGCAGUAGUGCCACACUCACUAAAAGAAAGGAAGACUUCGACAAAGCAAAAAGCGGAGUAGGACCUGAAGUACGUUUUAAAGAUAUUUCUGUUGACAAUUCUCCAUUAAAAGGAGAGACAACGUGGGACGUAAACAAUAAUAACAACAACAAUAUCAACAAACAUAACAAAGAUAACAACAGGGAGAAAACAGGUCAGUUUGUAGAUCAUUCCGUAAACAAAAUACUUCGAAAUAUCUCGUUCAAUAACAAAGAGAGUAGAAGCGUUGAAAGUAACACCAAGAGCGAGAAAGAAGACGUGAAGACGAUCCUGAAAAAGAUUUCAAACGAAUCUGAAAACAAUAAACGAGAUAAAAGAAAAGUUCGACACAUUCUUAGCCAGUUAUCAUUUAAUUCAGCAAGAAAUAUGGCGACAUUAGAAGAAUUAUUAGAAAUGCAGAAUAAUCCAGAUUUAACGGAGCAAGAAAAAAAGCGAGUUGCUUUCGACAUUCGAAGACGGCAACGUCAACAUUCGGAAAAAGCGGAGGGAAAAGUCGUCGUGCUGGAUAAAGCAACGUUGGAUAAAUUAAAACAAGCACAUCUCGGAGACGAACUGCCAUCAAACCGAAAUAUGAAUUUGUUUUAUACUGGAAAAGAAGCUGGCCAAUCAGAUGAUGCGGUUGAUUUGGAUAGUAUGAUAGCCAAUGAAAACAACAGUGGGAAAACUUUGGAAACACUUAGUAACCAAAGAUACAACGCUAUGAAUAAAAUUUAUGACGGCUCUCAAGUAGAACAUUCCAAUCGUCCGUUAACGCAUGGCAAUUAUUUUGAAACAGACGACAUGUUCUUUCACGAGUCUGAAUCUGAACAAGCAAGGCAAACGUUCAUCAGAUCGAAAAGUGAUGCAAGCGGCUUGGAAAGUAGUAAAGGCAAAAGAGUUAUUCGAACAAGGAGUGGUAGGAUCAUUAAGAAGGGUCCCGGGUUGAUAAAUCGAAACGAUCCCGAACAGGUGUCCUUUCAGCAAGAAAGUGAAUGGUUGGAAAAAUUAGUUGGAGACGCUGUGGAAAUUAACAAGUUAAGGGGAUAUGAAGACCUUGAAGCAAGAAAAUCUACAGAUUUCAUUGCGUUCGGAUCACCAAUGCUUCCCACUGAUGACCCCGAAUCUUUAAGAAGAGUUGCGGAAGCAAACGAAGAAGAAGAGAGAGAAAGACUUCGAACAAAAAGUAUGGACGUUUUAGAAGAAAAUAUCGAAAUUCAUUCUCGAAAAACAUGGUUAGAAAGUCUUGUUCAGAGUGAAGAUGAUAGUACAGUAUCAGCCACACCUCGAAGUCAGCCUAGCACACAAAGGGAUGUAAAUAUCGCCAACGAGAUAUCUGUUCCUCCACCUAAAACAGAAAAUCUAGACAAAGCAGAUGGCACGAAAAAGCCUCAAACGGUUUAUCACAAAUCAGACCCGUUCCAGUUCCUUGAACCUAUAUACACCACCCAAAAGGAGGUGAAACAUGAGGUAAAAAAGGAACAACAAAGACCAAAGGAGAUUAUUUCCGAGCAAACACCUACACAAGAGGUCUUCUCACCUACUGAAGAUGACGAAUCUCGUGGCAACGCUUACAUGCUUCCGUCAGCAUUGCGUAAACAGAAGAAAGAAAGUGUCAAUCACGCACCCAAACAAGUAGAUGCUGAUAGCCAACACAUCCAGUCGGUGAAGCAACAAAGAAGCAUAUUUGAGAAGUCGAAUCCGGCAAGCAAUAAUUUUAAAAACACGAACCAAACGAAUGGAUUUGUACGUAGCAACAGCCAAGCAUCUAGUCUGUCGUCUUCACGCGGUGGAAGUUCUGAUUGUCAGUUAACAACGUCCACAACAAGUCUAUCAUCAACGGGUGAGAUUACUGUUCCAGUUCAUAAACAGGAGCAGGCAACCGAGGAGGAACAGCUUAAAAUUCCAAGCGUGAAGGAGAAAAUGCGAAUAUUCAUGAAUCAGUCCGGUUCAAAAACAGACGAUGUAGUUUUGAGAAAGAAACCGUCGGAGAAGUCAUCGCCGAGGCCUAAGUCGUAUGGAGGUGCGAAUUUGAAGCAGUACACGUUUGGUAAAGAUUACGACGAUACAGAUAAUGCGCCUAAGUCUAAACAAUCUAAUGGCGUUAUUAUCGGCGGUGGUAAACAGAAACACGUUACAACAGAUGUAAAUAGCGCCACUAAACGCCACCACAUUGAUACUGACAGAAAUAACAACUAUGACGUGAGUAGUGACGUUAAGCGGAUUGAUAUCGUCGGAAAAGAGUACAAACAUUGCGUCAGAGAUCAAAGAAUUUUAAAAGAAAUUGAAGAAAUGGAACAACGAGAAAAUGAAAUUAGAAACAGGCGUAACACCGCAAAUCAUACCGAACGUGAGAGCAGUAAUAAACAAACCAAUAAUGUUUCUCCAAAUAGCAAUACUCAUUCUGUCAUUCCAAGGAAUGAAGCAGAAGGUCUGCAGGCAUUUCUACAAGAAAACGAAGUCAAGAAUUGAACUUUGCUUUCUAUAUACAACAAUAUAAGCUUGUAUAAUUGCACGCAUUCAUAUCCACGCAUUCCAGUAGCACAGUAGGAGUCGUAGCUAUUAAACAAAUAGAUUUUUGUUGCUACUUUAUAUUCACAAUACGAUUAUAGUUCACCCGCCGUAUCUUCUACAUUGUAAAUAGAAAAUUUAGUAGGUAAUUUAUUCUUCAGUAAAAAUCGUUUUUUUUUUGUUUAUUUUUUGAAAAAAUAUAGAAAAUUA